This is a messenger RNA of Osmia lignaria (orchard mason bee), 2215 nucleotides long. RefSeq names its product evolutionarily conserved signaling intermediate in Toll pathway, mitochondrial (gene ECSIT). Gene Ontology annotation, biological process: innate immune response; cell surface receptor protein serine/threonine kinase signaling pathway. The record is from RefSeq and is a predicted model, not a curated record. NCBI's taxonomy places the organism in Eukaryota, Metazoa, Arthropoda, Insecta, Hymenoptera, Megachilidae. Gene Ontology annotation, cellular component: mitochondrion.
AUGAUUUUUGACUAAUUACAAAUGACUAAUUACCUCCUUCUUUUCGAAGUCGGUUAAAAAUAAAAUAAAAAGAAAAUCACAAAAUAUGGAAUUUAGAAAGAACAAAGUUAUUUGAUACGCAAUGGUAGAAAGAAAUCAACCCUGGCGAAGAUAUUUCAAGCAGAGACGUACAUUGGAAAGGCCAUGACUUUAUCCAUGACUCUGGUCAGACGCCAGAUCUCGCUCUUGUCCACAGAACACAUAAUUUCUGCUUUUCAUUUGAUAGAAAUUCGCUACGUUGACUAACAAAUAUUUUUCUUAUAACAAUUUUCGAGAGGAAUUCAUUAUUGAAUGAAAGUAAAAAUUUGCAUAAAUGGAGGGUGGAUGGGAUGAGGUAGGGCUGGUCUCCAAACCACAGCAACCUCCUCGUGGUGAGAACUGGGCAAUCGUUAUUAUUUGACGACUAAUUAAUAACUGUAUCAUUAUUUCUAUGGUAAUAGCAAAUAAUACAAGUGAAUAAUAAUGAAUGCAUGGUCAGUAUUGUUUAAUUAUGUACUUAUACAUAUAGCUAUCGUAGCAUACACGUGUCAUUUAGGUGUAUGCGAAAGGUGACGUAGUAUAGCAUGCCGUUAGUUGAUAGGGUUGAUAGCAUGCAAUAAUUGAGGUGGCGCUUAAAUCAGUUUCUGUUCGGCCUAAUUUUCGAUGAAACGUUGACUGUUUUACCAACGCGGAAUUCGAAGUUCGGUCUCGACGCUCUAAAGAAAUGGAUCUCUCAUUGGCCUUUUUUGAUCUUAAAAUUAGUACUUCAUUGUUACGUUGGGUGGCGUUUAUGAAAUAUGUAACAUACGCAGAAUGUUAAUUGCACAUGUACAUUUAUGUACUAAGGUAAUUUAUUAAUAAUCAAGAAAACAGGUUAUAAAGAAGGUUAAAGAUACAUACAUAAUGUACAUUUGUAAAUGGUAUUAAAUUUAUGUAACAACAAAAUUCGAAUAAUUUAUUAACAUGAGUUUACUUAUUAGAAGAGCUUUUACUUCAUUAAGUAAAUCUUUAAUAACUAAGGAACAUUUUAGUCCACAAGUGAUGAUUGUUCAUGCUUUUCACAACAAUCAAAUUUUGUAUAAUAGAAGAAAAAAAGCAUCCAGUGAUAUUUCACUCAAUUAUUUUAAUGCAUCAAAAAGCAAAGAGAAAGAAGUAUUCUUAGAAAUAAUACGUAUAUAUCUUAAAGAGAAUACUUUGCUAAGAGGACAUACACAAUUUAUAUUAAAGGCAUUAAAAUACAUGAAUGAAUUUGGUGUGAAUAAAGAUUUGGAAACGUACAAAGCAUUACUAGAUGUAUUUCCAAAAGGGAAAUUCAUACCAGUGAAUAUUUAUCAAGCCAUGUCUUAUCAUUAUCCAAAGCAACAAGAUACAGCUAUAGAAUUGCUUGCACAAAUGGAAGAUAAUUUUGUGAUGCCUGAUUAUGAAAUGCAGCAAAUGAUAUUAAAUAUUUUUGGCGAAAGAAGUUAUGUUAUUAAAAAAUUUUGGCGUAUGACUUAUUGGAUGCCAAAAUUUGCUCAUUUAAAUCCAUGGCCAGUCCCUGAACCUCCACCAUCAGACCCUAGAGAAUUAGCACACUUAGCAAUAGAAAAAAUAUCUAGCAUAGAUGUACAAAGCAAUGUUACCGAAUAUAGAACAAAAGAUGUACCAGAUGCUAUUGAUGAUACAUGGAUCGUAUCUGUUAUGAGCAGAUCACAACAAGAACUACUUGCUGUACAACCAACUGACAAAUCCUUAUCUGUAGAAGGUCCUUUUAUAAUUUGGACUGGAACUACCUGCAUGGAUUAUUUUGUACUAAAAGGGGAACCAAUAAAAAGAGAAAUUAUUUAUGAGAGUUAUGAUGAUAUUUCUAAUUUAGAAAUUCCCUUUUGGGAAAGGCAUCACUUUAAAAUACCUUAUACCAUUCAUGAACAGCCUGAUGGUGUGUAUUAUGCGAUAUGUGCUACUGGUACCUCUUCCAAAGAUUCUCUAUUAUCUUGGAUAAGGUGCUUAGAAAAAACAAAUCCCAUUCUAGAACAUAUACCAAUAGUGUUCAAAUUGAAAUCACUCACGCAAGAAAAAGCACUUAUUGAACAAGGUGAAAAUAAACCUGUUAUAGAACAAUUACCUUCUGAUACAGAUGCAUUGAAAGAAUAGUUAAAUGGUUUAUGAGCAUAAGUAACAUAAAAAUGUAUAAAUAAAGUAUUUAUAAUGCUUACUA